AUGGAAAGCGCAAGUACACAAACACCAAAGCCACCACCAAGGCCUUCCAACAGUACUAAACCAAGAACAAACGCGACGCCAAGCGACAAGACACCACCCACAACUUCACCUAGAAGGAUCGACCGUAAAGGCGUCCAAUUUAAAGACCCGGGUAACAGCACCCGAGCGGGAGCUGCUACAGAGAAAGAACAGACAAAACCUGCGAUGACCAGUUCCGGUACCCAGACUAGAGAAACAGGACCAAAACGCGGACGUGAGGAACGCACUAAAGGAAGACGUGAGAACAGACGACACGAUCGUGAGGAGUCCGUGCAUCAUAAACGCGAGGACUCUCUGGACACAGACAGGGAACACCGUCGGGACAGAGAUAGUACCCGGGAUACAGACGUUCGCGAUUCAGACACAGAAAGGGAGCACCACAAGGAAGACAGUAAGGGCUUAUUGGGCAAAAUCUUUAAUCGCACUGGCAAAGGAUCGGAAAAAUCGGAAAAAUCGGAAACUGAUAGACCGAGGACAGGGCACCGGAGUCGUACAUCAAGAUAUAGACAGCCACGUGGACGCGGCGAGGACGCUUCCCCGUCUCACCGUACGUCUUCAGAGAAGAAGAAGGCGGCGGCGGAUGCGGCGAGAGAAAGGGCCGAGAAAGUACACGGCUCAGCGAACGACGAGGAUACAGACCAUGGAACGCGGUCAAGCAGGAGACCCAGAGAUACAGAACGUCAUCGUGGCCCAAUGCUUCAACGAGAAGAGAUCCAGAUGGACAUCGAGGAGGGCGAGACGAAUCGCCUCACUCAACGAGAAGAGGACAUGUCCUCGGUUACAGACAGCACGGCCAGACGCCGUCAAAGCGCUGACUCCGCAGCUGAGUCCAGAGGAGUCCACCCAAGCCACAAGUCGGACAAAUCGAGGCGCGUCUCGCGACUCCUGCACGAGAAGUAUUCUUACAAUAUAGACGUCAAGUUCGAUCCACAGGAGUUCACAUAUGGCGAGAAAUGCUCCUGCUGUGAUCAGGAGAAGCCAUUCCUUAAGUUACCAGUGCCUGCCGAUGUGAUCAGAAGUCUCUGGGAGGACGGUUUAUUCGAUUAA
Molecule: messenger RNA, 1086 nt
Organism: Fomitiporia mediterranea MF3/22
Lineage: Eukaryota; Fungi; Basidiomycota; Agaricomycetes; Hymenochaetales; Hymenochaetaceae
Exons: 7
Coding region: 1-1086 (361 amino acids)
Source: RefSeq, a predicted model, not a curated record